GUGAAACAUUCGAACUGUAUAGCCGUGAUCUGUAUUUUGAAUUCAUUUUAAAUCCCAUCCAUCGCACAUACAUCUGUUUCAGUCAAUCAGAGUUCUUAGAAGCACAAACUUCGUUUGGCAGUGUUGUUGUGAAUUUUUAUGAUAUUUGUAAGCUAUUCGUUAUCAACAAAAGGAAGGCAAAUGAUCCUUUUAACAUUAUUAGGAUUGUUUAUAUUGGGGAACAAUGUCUACGGAUGUAAUAUACCCACCAGGCAUUACACAACCAUGAAAUGUGUCCCCAUGGAAAUCAACAAGUCAGGUUGUCCAUCUAGAUUCGAGUGCCCAAGUUUGACCAAUCAUGACAACUCCAAGUGUUAUUUCAAUGGUAAAACGUAUGUUCUUAACGAACAGGUUCCACAGGAGUUAGUAAGCCCAUAUUGUUCGGCCCUGUGUUACUGCAGAAGUGGUUCCCCAUUUGCUCAGUUUCGAUGUACACAUAUAGAUUGCGCCGAGUUCUUCCACCGUUUCGAUUAUGAGAACUGUAUUCGCACAUACAAGCCCAAUAGCUGUUGCUCUUCGGGUUCAGUCUGUGGAGAUGAUAAGAAAAAACUGGCCGAAUGCACCACCAAUGAUGAAUCAUACUUAGCAGGGCAACGAAUGCAUCCUUCUUCAGAUAAAUGCUUAACAUGUAUUUGCCACUCAGGUUUCAAUGAAACAAACAUUACGAACGAUCCAAACUGCUACGAAUCGAUUUGCGGAUUUGAGUUGUUCUAUGCCAAGCAUGUCUAUAAUGGUGGAGCUCCAGUAUAUUAUGGAGAUCGUUGCUGCCCGUGGGAGUGGAGGAUGCCCAAGGACUCAGACCGGUUGGCGAAUGACAAAACCAAUGAGAAGGUUAAAGAUUCCACUCUUCAAUGCAAGUACGGCAAAUUGACAAUGAGCGUGGGUGAUUCGUUAGUGCCAGAAGUAACGGAUCAAUACACAUACAAAUGCUCUUGUCAAAUCCCACCUUUGGCGCAGUGCACAAUGACGAAGAACAAUAAAGAAUAAACAUGUUGAAUUUUUGUUCUGAAACCAAUUUAUACGAAAGAUGUAAAAUAAACUAUCCUCGAAAUACACAGUUGGGAAUGAAUGCCAGAAGAA
Aedes aegypti (yellow fever mosquito) is the source of this 1119-nucleotide messenger RNA. RefSeq lists its product as uncharacterized. The transcript has 5 exons. Bases 139 to 1026 code for a protein of 295 amino acids. Lineage: Eukaryota; Metazoa; Arthropoda; Insecta; Diptera; Culicidae. The record is from RefSeq and is a predicted model, not a curated record.